UUAUAAACUUAACGACGAUAAAAAUAUUCCAUUUCGCGUUCUACGACACCACGAUGAAGUUCCCAAUAGUAAUUUUGGUGGUGGUCGGGCUAAGUGAGAGUGCUAGACUCCCGCGAAAUUUCAAAAAGUGCAAUAGGGCGAAAACGGACUUCGAUGUCUGUUUGUUGGAUGCCGUCAAAAACGCGGUCCCUCAGUUCACUAGACCCUACAAAGAAAUCGAUGCACCUAAUUUCACACCACUGGAAAUAAACGCAAUUGACUUGGACAUCGAGCGAAACAAAAUUUCAGUUAAGCAAAAAUUGAGAAACUGUAAAUUUAGCGGAUUUAACGAAAUCCAGUUCAGAGUUUUCAAAAUCGAUUUUGAGAAUAAAUUUAUGGAAAUAUCGGGACUUUUCCCGGAAUUUAAAAACGACUGUGAAUAUGAGGUUAGUGGAAAAGUUAUAAUUUUGCCGAUUCAAGGAAAAGGGAGUGCCACCACCGUUGCAAAGGCGCUCGACGUGUAUUUGAAAGUACCAUUCAAUGAAACGACCAAAAACGGAAACACGUACUUACAUUUCGACAAUCCUGCGAUGAACGUAACAGUCGGUGACAUCCACUUCCAAGUGGACAAUCUCUUCAACGGCGACAAAGCUCUAGGUGAUAAAAUGAACGAGUUUCUUAACGAAAAUGCCAAGGAGAUUUUCGAAGAAGUCAAAGAAGAUUACAUGAAACUAAUGUCUGAUAUUGGUUUGAACAUAAUGAAUCGCAUCUUCCUCAAAGUGCCAGUGGAAGAAGUCUUCGAUGGCUGAUAAACCGCGCUAAUUAGCGUUUGUUAUUAGUAUUAUUAUUUUCGUAAUAAAUCUCUACGUAAUCUU
Messenger RNA from Zophobas morio, 854 nucleotides. Its product is annotated as circadian clock-controlled protein daywake-like. Bases 54 to 788 code for a protein of 244 amino acids. The record is from RefSeq and is a predicted model, not a curated record. The transcript has 4 exons. NCBI's taxonomy places the organism in Eukaryota, Metazoa, Arthropoda, Insecta, Coleoptera, Tenebrionidae.